AUGCCAAUUGAAGAGAUGGCUCAACCCGAGAAGAAAGAGCCUUUAUACGAGUUUCCCUAUAAUGCAGAGGAUUAUGAUUACCAUUAUUAUCUAGAUAUUCCCUUCGGAUAUGAUGUCGAGACUUCAACAUAUAACUCAGCAGUAGAAACUUCGCGGGAUUUUUCCACAUCCAUUUACGAAGAUUCUUACGAGGAGGGAAAGAUGGAGAGGAAGGAUAGUUUGGAGCUGGCAUCUUUGAGUUCGGAUUCUACAUAUACCACUCCAGACCCAUCUUUACGAGGAGAUCUUCCGCCAAUCGCGAGGCAACAGAGUACGAGGAGUACGAGGAGCACGAGGAGCAAUAAAGGCACGCAAGGGUUAUUUAAGAUAAUGUCGAUUAGGAAUUUGAAGUCUGCUACCUCCCCGGAUACUUCUGGAGAAACACUUGGUGCAUCUCCAACUCCUCCAACGACGAUGCUGCCAACGGAAUCUAAAGAAUCUGGUGGACCGCCGGGACCAAUGGGACCAGCAGGAGCUGGAGCGCCUGGAGGGCCACCAAAAGAAGUGUUCCCAGAGAUGGAUAUGGAAAAGAAUUUGGUAGGAUGGACGGGACAAGAUGAUCCAGAACAUCCAAGAAAUCUUCCAAAUAAGAAGAAAUGGUUGAUGUUGGCGUCUGUCAGUUUGAUUACAUUCUUGAGUCCUCUAUCCUCAUCGAUUGUCGCACCUGGAAUAACUCUCAUGAAUAAAGAAUUUGGCAACACUUCGGAUAUCUUAGAUACCUUUGUUGUUAGCAUGUUUAUUUUUGGAUUCGCAGCUGGACCACUCAUUUUAUCCCCAAUGAGCGAAAUCUAUGGACGUCAACCAAUCCUCAUGUAUUGUAAUUUCCUCCUGACGAUCUGGCAACUCGCAUGCGCUCUCGCCCCAAACAUCCACCUAUUAAUCCUCUUCCGCUUCUUCGCCGGGCUCGGAGGCUCAGCCUGUCUCGCCAUCGGCGGCGGCGUCGUCGCAGAUUUAUUCCCCAUCCAAGAACGUGGAAAAGCCCAAGCCAUGUUCGUAAUGGGACCACUCUUCGGACCCGUCUUAGGUCCCGUCAUCGGAGGAUUCAUCUCCCAGCGCGCCGGAUGGCGUUGGGUAUACUGGGUAUUGCUAGUCGCCUGCGCCGUCCUUUCAAUCUUCUACGUCAUCGCCGGAAAAGAAACAUCGGCGUCUGUCAUCAUCCGCCGCAAAACCAUCGCUCUGCGCAAAGAAAUUGGAAAUCCGGAUCUUCUCUCUGCAUACGAUGCCAACAAACCGGCCGCAGCGCUGAAACUCAAAGCUGUGAUUCUAACGGGUAUAGCAAGACCAUUCCGCAUGAUGUUUUCCUCUCCAAUUCUCCCUCUCCUCGCCCUCUGGAUGUCGUUUAUCUUCGGACUUAUCUACCUCCUCCUAACAUCCAUCGCCAUGGUCUUCGAAGAUAUCUACGGAUUUUCCAUCGAAAUCGCCUCGUUAGCCUACCUAGGCCUCGGUUUCGGCUUUUUCCUCGGCAUGUUCACCGUCGCAAAGACCUCGGACCCAACUAUCAUCUCUCUCACCAAAAAGAAUAAUGGUGUAUACCUCCCCGAAUUCCGUCUGCGCAACGGUCUCUUCUUCGCCUUUUUCAUCCCCGGCUCUUUUUUCUGGUACGGAUGGUCCGCUUACUAUCGCGUUCAUUGGAUCGUUCCCAUUCUGGGCUUGAUACCAUUCGGUUUCGGUACCAUGGGUGUCUUUGCUGGUAUUCAAACAUAUUAUAUCGAUACCGGUAAACAAUAUGCAGCAUCUGCGAUGGCGGGGCUGACGGCGAUUCGAUGUCUGUUUGCGGCGUUUUUGCCGUUGGCGGGCCAGCCGUUAUAUAACCAUUUGGGGUUGGGCUGGGGGAAUAGUGUGUUGGGAUUCAUUGGGUUGGGCUUGAUUCCGGCGCCGUUUUUUAUUUAUAAAUAUGGGGCGGUGUUGAGGGAGAGGUAUCCGGUUCGGGUUGAUUAG
Sclerotinia borealis F-4128 is the source of this 1977-nucleotide messenger RNA. NCBI's taxonomy places the organism in Eukaryota, Fungi, Ascomycota, Leotiomycetes, Helotiales, Sclerotiniaceae. The record is from the annotation of a GenBank genome assembly.